AUGCGAUGCGCGAGCAAGGCCGCCGAGAGCGCGUCUGCACGUCUCUGUGCGGACGCCGAAGCAGAAACUACAGCAACUGAUGUCCCAUCGGUUGCUGAAUCGACUCAGCCUGUAUCACCUGGUGAUGCAGGCGCUGGUCAUGAAGACACUCGUGUCUUCACAGAGUACGAGCUCGGUGUCUCGUACUCUCCUGAUACGGAUGACGGAUCCGUAUCGACGGCAAUUGAAUCCAAGCCGCCUGCCAAGCGUGGCAUGGACGAUGAUUCUUUGCGUCGCAGCAUCUUUGGUUCAUCUGAUGAGUCAGAUGAACCAUCGCCGAAGCGAAGGCGCUCGAGGUCGCGAGACUCGGGCGCUAAUAGUGGUGUCGUUUCUCCAAUGGACACCACUUCACAGCGAGGUGCCAGUACUUCUGUCGGCACGUCGCAGGAAGAGCGGGACCGCAAUGUGUUGCGUCUCGCUCCAGAAAAGAAGGGCAUGGAUGCCUCCUAA
This is a messenger RNA of Peronospora matthiolae, 489 nucleotides long. NCBI's taxonomy places the organism in Eukaryota, Oomycota, Peronosporomycetes, Peronosporales, Peronosporaceae. The record is from the annotation of a GenBank genome assembly.